This is a messenger RNA of Oncorhynchus nerka (sockeye salmon), 4106 nucleotides long. RefSeq names its product semaphorin-4D-like. Lineage: Eukaryota; Metazoa; Chordata; Actinopteri; Salmoniformes; Salmonidae. The annotation marks the transcript as partial. The transcript has a single exon. The record is from RefSeq and is a predicted model, not a curated record.
CACCGUGAGACCCCUCCCACUAACUUCAGCCCCUCCCAGCUCCACCGCCCUCACCUCACCACCACCCACUCACAGCGCCUCGUCAUCACUAACCACGCCCCCCAGCAGCAGCAACACCGCCAUGCUCCAGCCCAAGCUCCUUCCCCCCAGCUCCAGCGCCUCCCGCUCCCAGAGACCCGGGACCCUGCGACAGAGUACCUCCAACACGACAACAGCAGUACUUUCCUCUUCCUCUUCCUCCUGUUCUUCCUCCUCUUCCUGGCUGCCCUGGUCUACAACUGUUACAUGCAGUACCUACCGGGGCCGUGUCUUCGUCUUCGUGCGGCUCUGCUGGGAAGCCAGAAGAAGCCCCAACCUGACUAUUUAGCCUGCGAGGCCGGCCUCAUGGAGCCAGUCACAGUAGACAAGCUGGACGUAAAGGAUCAGAUCCGCCUGACUCAGAACGGGGUACAGCUCCGAGCCCUGAGGGACACCGGCUAUGAGACCGAGCCAGAGUGUAGCAACGGCAAGGUCCCCUCUCGCAGCUACGGGGGAGAAGACAGUCCUUCUAAAGAGAAGCCCUUUGACGUGGACUGUGACUCUCAGCCUAUUGAAUAUGCAGACGCAGAUCAAGAAGCAUCACCGUACUAAAAGAUGCACAUCUCAGCUUCUCUUUUUACUAGUGCAAGAAAUAUUAAGGCUUGUUAUUUAUAGGGGUCUUCUCCCUCGCUGGCUCUCUCCACAUAGUGGGCCUAUACAUACAAACCUGUGUGUUAUACAUAAGCUCAGUGGCCACCUCUCUUUCAGAAGGACAGACGGAGGCAGAUUACUUCAGUUAUUAGGAGGUCAAGUCACACAUCCCGCUUGCCUUCAGAGAUUCUCUUACUCACUCUGGCUACCCCAAGACCAAUCAAAUGUAGGGCCUACUAACUAAAUAUUAAAAUCAUAGCCUAAUCUAAACCUGUAACCAUCUCGCUCUGCAUUUUUCCAGCAAGAAACGCUGAUUUUUAUUCCAAAUUGGAAACAUUGUUUACCAAAUUGGUAAGUUAACUUGUUUUCCAAAUUGGAGCCUUUUUUUAGUUAUUUUUUUGUACAAUGCUGGGAGCUUCUUCUUCUAAGGCUGUUAAAACAUAACUUGGGAACUUCUUUUUCUAAGGUUGUUAAAACAUAACUUGGGAACUUCUUCUUCUAAGGCUGUUAAAACAUAACUUGGGAACUUCUUCUUCUAAGGCUGUUAAAACAUAACUUGGGAACUUCUUCUUCUAAGGCUGUUAAAACAUAACUUGGGAACUUCUUCUUCUAAGGUUGUUAAAACAUAACUUGGGAACUUCUUCUUCUAAGGUUGUUAAAACAUAACUUGGGAACUUCUUCUAAGGUUGUUAAAACAUAACUUGUUUGUUGUAUUUUUCUGAAUAUUCAGUGAAUAAGGCUAUUUGACGUAGUAGGUCAGCUGCUUUCCAUCUCAACUUAUAGGACGAUCUCCUCUAGAACCUAUAGUACCAUCUUCUCUAGGACCAUCUCCUCUAGAACCUAUAGUACCAUCUCCUCUAGGACGAUCUCUAGAACCUAUAGUACCAUCUCCUCUAGAACCUAUAGUACCAUCUCCUCUAGAACCUAUAGUACCAUCUCCUCUAGAACCUAUAGUACCAUCUCCUCUAGAACCUAUAGUACCAUCUCCUCUAGAAUCUAUAGUACCAUCUCCUCUAGAAUCUAUAGUACCAUCUCCUCUAGAACCUCUAGGACGAUCUGUAAAUUCUCAGGGACGUUUUGUUAGUUCGCUCUAUGCCUUGUUCUCUGGUGGUGGUUAGAAAAAGCUGUCGAUAAACAGACAACCACUGCCAGUGACUGACUGACGGAAAAGAUGUGGUAUGACUGAUAUGAGAUCUAUAGAUAUUUAUACAAUGGGUGGGUCUAAUCCUGGACGCUGAUUGAUUAAAACUGCAUUCCAACCGGUGUCUAUUCCACAAGUUACCACCGGCUAAAGCUAUAACGUUGAAUUGCCUAUUUACUCAGUUCAAUCCACUGUUUCAUCAGCCCAGCCACUAUAAAAAGCAUCUCGACAUAAUCUACCAUUUCUUUAAGACUAGCAAUUGGUUUUCAGUAGUCUGUCUCUGACAUUUGCAGCACUGUUUCAGUAUUGAAAUUCGAUCUUCAGCUGUCCCAUAGUAAUGAAUGAGACGGGCAGGCAGCUUUUCUCAGCCAGUCAAAAUCAUGAAUCAGCGUCAUUUUUAUGGAUUGUAUACAAAGAAAUGUAAAUAGAAAACAGAACUAAAUGAAGUGCAGCUAAUUUGCAGUCUUUCCAACAUCAGUUUGAAGUGAUUGUGUUAGCUGUGUUGUUGACUAGCUCCUCAGUGUCCUGACGAGAGAGCACAUUUCUAUGCCAGGUGAAAUCGUGCCUCAUUAGCUCAUUUUUAUGGAUGUAUCCGGAUGUAUACAAAUAAAUGUCACUAGAAAACAGCUUAAGCAAAUGCAGCUACUUUGUUGUUAUUCUGGCUGCACUCUUUGACGUGACUAAGUUAGCCAGCCAGCUAGCUAGCUAGCAAAGGAUAAAAACGUUGCCAGCCAAUAGACCAUUUACAACGAACGACUGGGUCGCGUCUCUGGCAACCGAACCAAUAGAACAAACGACCAGCCGGCUUGGAUAGCAACCCUAGAUUUGUGUCGGGACUAUAUUUUGUGGAAGGAUGAAAUGGUAUGAAUAAAUUCAUCAAAAUAAUGUUUUUAAUUAAAAUAUGUAAAUCAUUAUUUGAAUGUGUUGGUAACCCGUUGUAUAAAAGUGAUAAUGCCCUCAAGCCGGGGUUCGGAGGAUAUAUUGGCAGUUUUCGACUUCGUCUCGGGCCUAACAACACCCGUGCCAAUAUAUCCUCCGAAAACCGGUUUGAGGGCAUUAUCACUUAAAUCUAGUCUCAUUCCUUACAUGUUUGACAAGGACAAUUUUAAAGAUUAAGCCUAUGAGGCAUCAUCAGCUGUUUUUAUGAAAGGAGGACUUGGUUUUGGUAAUCAUCCCGUUUUAUGAAAAGAGGACUUGGUUUUGGUAAUCAUCCCGUUUUAUGAAAAGAGGACUUGGUUUUGGUAAUCAUCCCGUUUUAUGAAAAGAGGACUUGGUUUUGGUAAUCAUCCCGUUUUAUGAAAAGAGGACGUGGUUUUGGUAAUCAUCCCGUUUUAUGAAAAGAGGACGUGGUUUUGGUAAUCAUCCCGUUUUAUGAAAAGAGGACUUGGUUUUGGUAAUCAUCCCGUUUUAUGAAAAGAGGACUUGGUUUUGGUAAUCAUCCCGUUUUAUGAAAAGAGGACUUGGUUUUGGUAAUCAUCCCGUUUUAUGAAAAGAGGACUUGGUUUUGGUAAUCAUCCCGUUUUAUGAAAAGAGGACUUGGUUUUGGUAAUCACCUGUUUUAUGAAAAGAGGACGUGGUUUUGGUAAUCACCUGUUUCAUGAAAGGAGGACGUGGUUUUGGUAAUCCUGUUUUAAUACGGCGACAGAAGAAAGCAAAAUGCUGAAAUGAGUGAACGUGACUCACUAGAUGACGACGACGGGAAAUGCUGGACACUCAAACCACUGCUGUCUGAAGAGCACAGACCUCUCCCGAGCUACACGGCUCUAUUCUAACUCUGUCUCUCGUCAUCUCCUGUGAAUCCAAUGGUACGAAGACACGUGAACUAUGGGGGUCAUAGUUACUAGACAUGAGCUUCCUCCAUUAUUAACCUGUGUUGGUUAGUUUUCCCCACUGGUCAUGUCAGUAUGUACAGUUUGAGUCCAGAUUAAGUUUCUCUAAUGUUAGAAGCUUUGUAAAAUGAAAAGGUGAAAUAUUAUAAAGCAUUUCUGUUUUCUUUGUCCUUAGAACAUUGGCACUGGAAGUAAUCAGAUGUUUUUUUAUUGAAUGAAGCUUUAAGUUUUACUCUUUUAAAGAUGAUUAUUUAGUAAUAACUGUCCGACUUGUAUGUUCUCAUUUUAUUUGAGUGUAGUAACGUUGUUUUUUCAUUUCUAUGGAUGUAUUGGUUCACAAAGCCUCUUUAAUAGUUAGACCUAUAGCCUCCCCUCCUGUCUGUCUGGUUCACACAUUUCUCUUACUGCCUGGCUGUUGUCCUUAGAGAACUCUCCUUUCUCUCCUUCGGCUCUCCCCACCUCCUCCC